AUGGGGCCACCACCCAAAGCCGCGGCGGCCCCGAGGGCACCCCCUGUCAAUAGCCCUGGCAAGGGGGCACACGUGGAGAAGAGGAAGCCGCAGCAGUGCCAGUGCUGACCAGCAGGCGGCCUACGGCAGAGAAGAGGAAGCCACAGCAGCCCCAGUGCUGACCAGCAGGGGGCACACGGUGGAGAUGUGGAAGCCACAGCAGCCCCAGUGCUGACCAGCAGGGGGCACACGGUGGAGACGUGGAAGCCACAGCAGCCCCAACCAGCAGGGGGCACACGGUGGAGACGUGGAAGCCACAGCAGCCCCAGUGCUGACCAGCAGGGGGCACACGGUGGAGACGUGGAAGCCACAGCAGCCCCAGUGCUGACCAGCAGGGGGCACACGUGGAGAAGAGGAAGCCGCAGCAGUGCCAGUGCUGACCAGCAGGCGGCCCACGGCAGAGAAGAGGAAAGGGCAGCACCCCAGUGCUGACCAGCAGGGGGCACAGGGCGGAGACGCGGAAGAUGCAGCAGCCCCAGCACUGACCAGCAGGGGGCCCACCGCGGAGGCGUGGAAGCCGCAGCAGCCCCAGUGCUGACCAGCAGGGGACACAGGGCGGAGAUAUGGAAGCCUCAGCAGCCCCAGUGCUGACCAGCAGGGGGCACAUGGCGGCGGCGUGGAAGCCUCAGCAGCCCCAGUGCUGACCAGCAGGGGGCACACGGCGGAGACGUGGAAGCCUCAGCAGCCCCAGUGCUGACCAGCAGGGGGCACACGGCAGAGAAGAGGAAGCCACAGCAGCCCCAGUGCUGACCAGCAGGGGAC
This is a messenger RNA of Macaca mulatta (Rhesus monkey), 801 nucleotides long. The record is from RefSeq and is a predicted model, not a curated record. Lineage: Eukaryota; Metazoa; Chordata; Mammalia; Primates; Cercopithecidae.